This is a messenger RNA of Drosophila miranda, 952 nucleotides long. RefSeq names its product protein TIS11-like. Lineage: Eukaryota; Metazoa; Arthropoda; Insecta; Diptera; Drosophilidae. The record is from RefSeq and is a predicted model, not a curated record. The transcript has 3 exons. Gene Ontology annotation, molecular function: metal ion binding; mRNA binding. The coding region runs from base 194 to 718 and encodes 174 amino acids.
UUCAGUGAUCACAACUCUAAAAUAUGUAGAUAUUCCACAUUCAAAUUCGAUUCCGAUAACAAAAAUAAAGUCAAGUCCAACAGAAAAUAGUUCAGGAAAAAGGGUGGCCAGCGAUCAUCACCAGCCGCAGCAGCAACAGCAGCACCAGCACCAUCAGCAGCAGACAGCGGAUCAACUCGUCCUGGAUAUCAGCAUGGAGCAGUCACAGUCGCAGCAGCACCGCCUCUAUGGCGCCCUCACACGCACCAUCUCACAGCCGGCUCAACAGCGCCACCCUCUGCACCAGCAGCAGAUCCAACAACAGCAGCAACAGCAACAGCAGCAGCAGCAGGGUGUUGCCUCCUUGGUGACCAUCAUUGAGAAUCUGGGGAACAUGAAUCUGCACCGUAAGCUCCAGCGCACACAGUUGGAGCCGCUGCUCCAACAGCCCAUGAACAUAUCUCGCUACAAGACGGAGCUGUGCCGCCCGUUCGAGGAGGCCGGCGAGUGCAAGUACGGAGAGAAGUGCCAGUUCGCGCACGGCUUCCACGAGCUGCGCAACCUGCAGCGCCAUCCAAAGUACAAGACGGAGUACUGCCGCACCUUCCACAGCGUCGGCUUCUGCCCCUACGGGCCGCGCUGCCACUUUGUGCACAACGCGGACGAGGCCCGCGCUCAGCAGCAGGCCGCAGCCCAGGCGGAAGCGGAUUGGGAGGACAGGCCAAGCAGAAGAGCAUGAGCACGCCGAUGCAGCAGGAGGAGAUGCCGCGCUUGCCCGUCUUCAACCGCCUGAGCUCUGCCGUGGAGGACUACCAGCAGAAGCUUCAGUCCAGCCUACUGCCCUAAGCAGCUCCAGCAUCAGCAUCAACACGAACAUCAACACAGUCAAGCCACACCUCACCUUCGCCUUCGCCUUCGCCUUCGCCCGAAAUCUGAUCUUGAAAACAAAUCAAAUAAUACUUGUAUACACGCA